UAGUGUCGUCAUCAACAAGUAAUAAAUGUUGGAAAGAAUCUAACCGAGCGAGAAUUAUUUGGUUUCCACUACCAGUUCCAAUUCCUCGAAGGCUUAAAAAACCCUAAAUUCUCCAUUUCUCGCUCUUUACAAUCCAGAAUUCCUCCACUUGCCGUCGCAAUUUUGUUUUCUCGACAUAUCCGCCUUCGCAAUGGCCUUGAAUGGAAGUUCAGCAAACCCGGCGGACACCGAGAGCAGCUUGGAGAAGAUCAAGAGGCAGCUGACGUCGGGAUCGGGGAGGCAUUUAUUGCAGGGUCCGCUCCUCAAGCGAUCGGAAACUCUAAGGAAAUGGAAUGAGAGAUGGUUGAUCCUUGACCCUACCACUGGAAAAAUGGAAUAUAAGAUACGGAGGAAUGAGCCCAUUGUUAAGGGAUCAAUUCUUUUUGAUUCAGGCAGCACCAUUACUCUCUCUCCUGUGAACUUCCAUGGUCUGCCAAAAUAUGAUGGCUGUUGUUUCUAUAUUGGCACUCCACAGAAAAAGGAAUACUUCCUUUGUGCAGAAACUCCUGGUGCUGCGCGAGCCUGGGUAUCCACUUUACAUGCGUCUCAGUUGGUCCUAAAGGCCCAUAAGGAAGCUGUGAGCUCCUUGAGUGGCAGUGGUUCUGCGAAGUUGGGAACUGUUGCUUCUGUGGUAGCAGCUGCCAAUGCAACUGCAGUGGAAGCUUCCAAAGAAAUUGAAGCUGCCAUGAAGAUAUCUCUGAGAGCUGCUUUAGGAUCAAUGUCAAUCAAGGCAAAUGAAGGCCAUUUGGAUGAUCUUACGAUAAUGAAGGAAACACUUCGAGUUAAAGAUGAAGAACUUCAACAAUUGGCCAAAGAAUUACGUGCAAGAGAUUCAACUAUACGUGAGUUAGCAGACAAGUUAACUGAGACAGCUCAGGCUGCUGAAGCGGCUGCAUCUGCAGCUCUUGCUAUGGAUGAAGAGAGGAGGCUUGCUUACACAGAAAUUGAACGACUGACCAGUGAUUCAAAUAAAAAACUUCAAGAAAUCAUUCUUAAGUUGAAAGAAUCGGAAGAAAAGGUUGCAGCAUUUAGCAGAGAUAGAGAGAUCCUGUUCAAGCAGAGAGACUCUGCUCUUCAAGAGGCACAUUUAUGGCGUUCUGAGCUCGCAAAAGCUAGAGAACACGCUGUUUUAUUAGAAGCGGCUGUAGUUCGAGCUGAAGAAAGGACCAGGGUUUCACAGGCAGAUGCGGAAGCUCGAUUAAAAGAUGCCGCUGAAAAAGCAUUGUUCGCUGCAAAAGAAAAAGAGGAUCUGUUAGCAUUUGUGACCGCUUUGCAAUCUCAACUCCACAACACAAAACACUCCACAAAACAAGUGCUGGAAGAGAAACCCGAGUCAAGCUCAGGCUUCAUCAAAACGGCGUCAAAGACAAAACAUGCGGACUUGGAAGACGAUGUCGAUAAAGCUUGCUUAAAUGAUUCAAAACUUGUUCAGGUUUCUGGUGACAGUGUGCAAUUGACUACCAAUGGUAUCGAUAUUCGUACCAUUAAUGACGACCAAUGGGACGAAUUUCAGUCCUCCAACGAAAGAGUAGCAGAUUUAAGGGUAAUAUCUCCAGAAGCUGAGGGAAGCAGCAUGGAUAUACCUGUUGUGAGCCUACCUGCUGAUGAUCAUCAACAUGUCGGUAGCUCUCACCAACCUUGAUGUGAAUUUUUAUUUAUUAUUUUGUCUAAGGGAUAAGUGUUGUGAUAUAGUGAACCAUUUAUUACCCCUUAUAUUUAUUUUUUGUAUUAUGUUCAGAGAGGAAUAAGUGCUACUGUGAUUUAUUUGGAAAGAUAGAGAAGAAGGAAUGAUUAUAAUUGUUCAACUUGAACGUUAUCUUCUACAUAUAUUUGUUCUAUCCAUAAGGUUUUGUAUGGG
Messenger RNA from Phalaenopsis equestris, 1897 nucleotides. RefSeq names its product switch-associated protein 70. Gene Ontology annotation, biological process: retrograde transport, endosome to Golgi; endosome organization; receptor recycling. NCBI's taxonomy places the organism in Eukaryota, Viridiplantae, Streptophyta, Magnoliopsida, Asparagales, Orchidaceae. The transcript is spliced from 10 exons. Bases 191 to 1681 code for a protein of 496 amino acids. Gene Ontology annotation, cellular component: recycling endosome; early endosome; trans-Golgi network. The record is from RefSeq and is a predicted model, not a curated record.